This is a messenger RNA of Leptopilina boulardi, 3249 nucleotides long. It is a transcript of the gene LeuRS-m, whose product is annotated as leucine--tRNA ligase, mitochondrial. Gene Ontology annotation, biological process: mitochondrial translation; leucyl-tRNA aminoacylation. The record is from RefSeq and is a predicted model, not a curated record. Bases 96 to 2816 code for a protein of 906 amino acids. Lineage: Eukaryota; Metazoa; Arthropoda; Insecta; Hymenoptera; Figitidae. The transcript is spliced from 13 exons. Gene Ontology annotation, molecular function: aminoacyl-tRNA deacylase activity; leucine-tRNA ligase activity; ATP binding. Gene Ontology annotation, cellular component: mitochondrion.
UAAUAUGUACCUGUCAGGAAAACAUCGUCUGCUACACGCGCUAAACGUAAAUAAACUAUUAUUUUCAAUUGUCAAUAAAGAAAUCUAUUGACAAUAUGAAAUACAACGUAAUUAUAAGAACUCGGUCUGCAAAUCUAAUUAAUAAUGUUAUUUUUAAACAAAUUCCUCGAACAUAUGCAUCAGCUGGUUUGGGUUUGUGGGAUAAGAUAAUCGAUACGGACAUAAAACAUAAAAUUGAAGAAUAUUGGAAGGAAAAAGUGAAUUUAGUUAAUCAAAAUCAGGAUGGAAAAGAAAAAGAUAAAUUUUACGUACUUUCAAUGUUUCCAUAUCCAUCUGGUUCACUUCACAUGGGUCACGUUCGUGUGUACGCAAUCAGUGAUUCCGUUGCUCGUUUUCACAGAUUGAAUGGUAAACGUGUCAUACAUCCAAUGGGAUGGGACGCUUUUGGUUUGCCUGCCGAAAAUGCAGCUAUAGAAAGACAAAUUGAUCCUGCAGAAUGGACAAAUCAAAAUAUUAAAGUGAUGCGAGAGCAAUUAAAAAAAUUAGGCUGUCUAUUUGAUUGGGAUAGAGAAUUUGCCACUUGUGAUCCAGAUUAUUAUAAAUGGACACAGGAACUAUUCAUAAAACUAUUCGAAAGAGAACUUGUUUAUCAAAAUGAAUCGUAUGUGAAUUGGGAUCCUGUUGAUCAAACCGUUUUAGCCGAUGAACAAGUCGAUGAAAAUAAUCGUUCCUGGCGAUCAGGCGCCAAAGUUGAGAAAAAACUUCUUAGGCAAUGGUUUAUUAAAACAACUGCUUUUUCCAAGCAAUUAUUAGACGGUUUGAAUGAUCCUAUUUUAAAGGAAUGGAGAGACGUUAUAAAAAUUCAACAAAAUUGGAUUGGCAAAUGUAAUGGUACAAAUAUUAAAUUUGAAUUAAUUUCCGAAAUUAAAGGAUAUCCAAAAAGUCUCACACUCUGGACAGAUAAACCCGAAUAUAUAAAAGAUGCAAAAUUUUUAGCAAUUUCAAAUAGUAAUUUACUAUGUAAACAAGAAGGAAUUGAGGCUAUUGAUGAUUAUCAAAUUUUAAAUGCUAAAAUUAUAAAUCCUUUUACAAAUGAAGAAUUACCGAUAUAUGUUACAAAUCUUAUUCAAUUUCCAUCAUUAAAUAGAGAUGAUCAUUUAGGAAUUCCUGUAGCAUCGGAAGAAGAUGCGGAAUUUUGUAAAAUUGUUGGAAUACAAUAUGAAUCUGAUAUUAAUCAACUUAACAAUGAAGAGAGAGAAUUGAGACGUGAACAAAUAUUGAAUGAGGCGAAAAAAUUAAAAAUUGGAGGAUACCCUGUGAGUCAACAUAUUAAAGACUGGUUAAUUUCUAGACAACGAUAUUGGGGAACUCCUAUUCCAAUUAUUCAUUGUGAUUCAUGUGGUCCACGUCCAGUUCAUCGUAAUGAACUGCCUGUUAUUUUGCCGAAAUUAAAUCGUUCUUUAAAAAAUAAAAAAGCAUCUUUAUUUGAAGCUACCGAUUGGCUAAAAACGUCAUGUCCAAAUUGUGGUAAAGAUGCAGUGAGAGAAGCCGAUACAAUGGAUACAUUUGUUGAUAGUUCCUGGUAUUUUAUGAGAUUUAUCGAUUCAAAAAAUCAAAAAGAAAUGUUUUCACAGGAAAAAGCUAGAGAAAAUUUGCCCGUCGAUCUCUAUAUUGGUGGAAAGGAACACGCUGCAUUGCAUUUAUAUUAUGCUCGUUUUAUAAAUCAUUUUCUUUACUCGGAAGGACUUGUUCCAACUCGAGAGCCUUUCAAACAACUUUUGGUCCAGGGAAUGGUAAAGGGAUUGUCAUUUCAAGAGAAAAGUAGUGGUAAAUAUCUUAAAGAAGAUCAAGUUCAAAAAAUUGGUAAAGACUAUGUCGAAAAGGAAACAAACUUGCCAGUUAAAAGUAAAUGGGAAAAAAUGUCCAAAUCUAAGUACAAUGGUGUUGAUCCUUCUGAAAUGAUCUCUAAUUAUAGUAUUGACACUAUAAGAUUGUUAAUCCUUGGUGAUGUAGCUCCAACAUCUCAUCGAAAUUGGUCAACGGACACAUUUCCUGGUAUUUUGAAUUGGCAAAAAAGACUUUGGCUCUUGGUGAAGGAUUUUAUAAAAUUGAGAAGUACCUUAACAGAGAAAGAGCUAAAGACAAAGCCAGAGGGAAAACAAUUUGAAGACGAUGAUUAUUAUAUGUUUGAUAGUAGAAAUUAUUAUAUUAAAGGAGUUACUUUUAAUAUCACGGGAUCUCAACAAUUAAGUGUCGCAAUAUCAAAAAUGCAAGGUCUUACAAACAGUUUACGUAAAAUAUCAAAAUUAUGUCUCAUAAGAAGUCCUCAGUUCGAAAGAGCAUUAGCUGUACAAAUAAUAAUGUUAGCUCCAUUAGCACCUCAUUUCGCAUCAGAAUUAUGGUCGGGAUUUUGUUCAGCUCCUCAUCGAAUGUCGUGUGACGAAACAAUACAAUGGGACAAGGAUGUUCUUGAACAAUGUUGGCCGCAAAUUGACAUGAAUUAUAAUAUGCUAUUACGUGUUUUUAUGAAUAAUGCAGAUAUUACUUUUGUAAAAGUUACAAGAAAAGAUUUAGAAAGUCUCUCCACCGAUCAAGCGCUGGAAUUAAUAAUGAAAGAUUCAAAAGUUAUAAAUCAAUUGAAAAAAUUGACAAUAACUGAUGUUAAUUUACAUGUUGAAUCUGGUUACGAUGGAAGAAUAUAUCUUACAACAGAAAAAUUAAAUGAGGAACUUGCACAAAAAGGUAUAUCAAGUCACUCCAAGUGGGCGAUUUCAGAUUUGAAAAAUGAAGAGUACAAAGAAAGAAGAAAUCCAUGAAGAUAAGGAAAAUUUAAUAGAAAUACUGUCUUCUCCAGGAUGAAUUUUCACUAUUGAGUGGCAUUCUUCAUAAUAGCUCAUCUCAUAUUCCGGACGAUCAUCUUCCAAUGAUGUACAAAGACAAUUUUUUUUCCCCUCUAAUGAUCAAAAUGAAUUUUAAAUCAUCAAAAGCUGAAUUUUUAAAAUUGUAUUUUAAUGGAAAUCAGAAAUUAUGAACAAGGAAUAGAUGACAAUUUUAAAUGGAUGGAUAAAAAGAUACUGGAUGAUGUAAUAUUACAUAAAAUAGAUGACCAAUUUGAUAAUUCAUUGAAAUUAUAAGUGGCAAGAAUGUCUUUCGUUCGUGGAUCAAUUACACUAAUUCCAUUUCGAUUGACUGCUAUUAAAACCAAUUCUGGAAAACUUGGUUCAGUUGUCUGUUUCACUUCAAAGAAAG